UGGAGCAGUAAAGUAUCAUUCAGUGCUGAGUUCUCUAAGCUUCUAAGUGAUCUGUUCAUCCCGAACCUCCAAAUCUCCAAUCAUCAUGAAAUUCUUCGUCGCUAUUGCCGUCGUUGCUUUGGCCACUGGAGCCUGGGCCUUGACCAUCGAGCAGCAGAAGAAGGCCGAAGCCUAUGGAGCCGAGUGUGUCAAGUCGGUCGGAAUCGCUCCGGAAUCGGCCAUCAAGCUGAAGAAGGGAGAUUUCUCGUCCGCCGACGACAAGACCAAGUGCUUCUCCAAGUGUGUCCUGGAGAAGGCCGGAUUCAUGAACGCCCAGGGUGAAAUCCAAGAGAAGACUGUCAUCGACAAGCUGUCGAUCGAUCAUGACCGCAGCAAGGUUGAGGCCACCCUGAAGAAGUGCAGCCAGAAGGGAGUCAACCCAUGCGAUACUGCCUUCAAGGCUUACACCUGUUUCUACAACACCAAAGCCGGACUGGUCUAAGUUUCCUAGAAGAAGGUCGUAGAGAUGGGGUAAAAUAAAUCUGUGAUGAAUGAUUGGAGGAUGUAUUAGCGAGAUUCGAAAAUAUUUUUUUGUUAGAAUUGUGACUUUUUUUAUGUUGUUAUGUAUUUAUGAAAAUAGAAAUUCCAAUUUUAUUUUAA
Uranotaenia lowii is the source of this 639-nucleotide messenger RNA. Its product is annotated as general odorant-binding protein 56d-like. The record is from RefSeq and is a predicted model, not a curated record. Gene Ontology annotation, molecular function: odorant binding. Gene Ontology annotation, biological process: sensory perception of smell. The coding region runs from base 86 to 481 and encodes 131 amino acids. The transcript has 2 exons. NCBI's taxonomy places the organism in Eukaryota, Metazoa, Arthropoda, Insecta, Diptera, Culicidae.